GGGAAUUUCUCAAACUCGCUCACUCACGAUUAAAAUAGUGGUUUUUCUUUAUCCUUAAUAUUUAAUUUUUGACACUAAUUAAUUGACUAAUUGAUAAUUAAUUAGACUUGUAAUUAAGUGUGACUUGUUGAAAUCAUGGCGGCACCGGCACCCUCCAUCUUUGGCACUCCCCCCGUACAACCUUCCGCCUUUACGUUUGGCACCACCACCCCGGCGGCGACCACGCAGCCGACUUUUGGACUGCCGACGUUACAAAAUACGGUUUUCGGGUCGACACCGAAACCUGCCGCGUCGUCGUUUACAUUCCCAUCGUUCAGUACGCCAAGUCAGCCGGCGACCACUUCGAUUUUUGGACAACCCCCGCAACAGCAGCAGCCACAACUGGCAUCUUUUACGUUAGGUCAAACACCCCCAACUUUUCAGUUAGGACAAGCCCAAACAGUCCAACUGCAGCAGCAGCAGCAACAACAACAGCAGCAAAUUGAUGAAGCACAAGCUUUUCAAGACUCAGUUUUUAAGUGUCAUAAAUUCGGGGAUGAGAGGGACUGUACGUUAGCAUCGUUAAACUACUUGCAGGCAUGUAUGGGGGCGGGGAAAGGGUACUACUCGCAAACACAGCCCCCCGUCCCGUACACCCAGCAAAAUCCGUACUAUCGAUACAAAGCGGUCGGGUAUGCUUUCAUGUAUACGGACAGUAAUGAAGAUGGGAUGGUGGUUAUCAACUUUAAAAAACCUCAAGAUAAGGUCACGACGGAGGAGAGUAGUAUAAUCACCUCGAUUCAGCAGUUGUUAAAUCGUCCCAAUAUUUUGAUCCGAUUCUCUGGGACGAAAGCGGUCAGUGAAGAGGCCACGGUAGCGAUUGUUUUUGCGGAGGAUAGAAAUACUCUGCGACGUGUUCCUGCAACCGACAUGUCGGCCGCGCUGUGUCAACCUCACUUGAAAACGCAGCUCGAAAAUUUGGGAGUUACUAAUGUCAGUCCGAAAGUCAAACCCAGUCCGGAACAGUUGAAGCGAUACUUGGAAAAUCCUCCGGAUGGAAUUGAUCCACGUGUUUGGAGCAGAGCGCAGGAAGAUAAUCCAGAUUCAAAUUUAAUGAUUCCAAUUCCUCUGGUAGGAGUGGACGCGUUAAAGAGUAGGAUUGAAUGGCAAGAGAAAGAAACCCUGCAACACCACGUCCGACUGAACUUUAUUGGAGAAGAAGUUGGUAGCCUUUUGAAUCGACAUGCCAAUUUGUCUGCCGAAUUACUGCAAAUGAAACGGAAGCACAUUCUACUGUCUCAUCGCUUAAUUUCCGUUAUUUGUCGCCAAGAACUAAUGAGAAAGCAGGGAACUAGCCUUAGCCAGGAAGAAGACACUUUAAGAAGAACCCUUGAAGAAAUGGACAUCGAGCUCAACUCUCCCACAAAAUACAAAGGUCGACUAAAUGAAUUACUGUCUCAAAUCCGUCUCCAUAAAUCUGCCGAGAGUAGAGCCAGUCCCCGCUACAAUGUUGACUCUGGAUCCCUCAUCUCCGUCAAAGACUUCAUGGCAGUUCAACAAAACAGCGUAAAGCAUCUCGUCAAUACUAUCAAAAGUGACCAAGAACACGUCAAAGACAUGUACGACGCUGUCACCACGACAUACAAGUUAUCUCAGUAGUAAAUAUGCAGUGAGAAAUUUAUUUGCACGCAUUUAAAUACAAAUGUUUAUUUAUAAUUAUCUCCGUAUAAUUUUUAUAUAAAAAAAUAAUACUAUGUAUUGUACAACACGCUGCGUGUCUGAAUAAAUGUAAGUACAAUGUUGGUAGAAAGAAAAUAAGCAUCAAUAAACAAACAUUGCAAUAAUAA
This is a messenger RNA of Folsomia candida, 1826 nucleotides long. RefSeq names its product nucleoporin p54 (gene Nup54). Gene Ontology annotation, cellular component: nuclear pore central transport channel; nuclear pore. The record is from RefSeq and is a predicted model, not a curated record. Bases 136 to 1638 code for a protein of 500 amino acids. Gene Ontology annotation, biological process: nuclear pore organization; protein localization to nuclear inner membrane; NLS-bearing protein import into nucleus. NCBI's taxonomy places the organism in Eukaryota, Metazoa, Arthropoda, Collembola, Entomobryomorpha, Isotomidae. Gene Ontology annotation, molecular function: structural constituent of nuclear pore. The transcript is spliced from 5 exons.